AUGUCUCAAGAAAAGUUAAAUGUUACGACGUUAAGGUUAUCCCUCCAACAAUUUACAAGCUUAGACUACUUUCUUUUUAUUAUUAUGCUUAGCGUUUGUGGUGGUAUCGGAAUUUAUUUCGGAUUUGUAAAGAAACAGAAUUCUGCACAAGAUUAUCUCAUGGGUGGAAGAAAUUUGAAAUUAGUGCCUGUUUGUUUUUCGCUGGUAGCCAGUUUCAUUUCUGGCAUAUCGCUUUUGGGCACGCCGACAGAGAUGUAUCUAUAUGGGACGUCAUACGUUUUUUCUUUAAUCGGCGCUUUUAUGAUGUCUAUCAUAAUUUCUUAUACUUUUCUGCCAGUAUUUCACGAACUACAGUUAACUUCGGCUUAUGAGUAUUUGGAAUUACGCUACGACAAAAGGGUGCGAGUUUUUGGUUCCGUACUAUUUUGUGUUUAUUUGAUGGCUUGGUUACCUAUUGUCAUUUAUGUCCCAGCUCUGGCUUUCAAUCAAGUGACCGGAAUUAACAUCCAUAUUGCAUCCCCCAUUGUAUGUUGUGUUUGCAUAUUUUAUACCUCAUUGGGAGGGCUUAAAGCAGUCGUGUGGACAGACGUCCUCCAAACCGUAGUCAUGAUGGGAGCGAUGAUUUUAGUAAUCAUUAAAGGCUCUUUUAUGGUCGGUGGGGUCCAAGAAGUUUUAACUAGAAAUUGGCAUACUGAACGGAUUGAAUUUCCUGCGCUUAGUUUGGAUUUAACAGAGAGACAUUCGAUAUGGUCAGUUUCCAUUGGUUCAACUUUCUAUUGGAUAGGAAAUAUUGCUGUAAAUCAAUCGAUGAUGCAAAGGUUUCUGUCACUACGUGAGUUAAAAUCUUCUAAAAGAGCAGUAUGGGGUUUUCUUGGCGGAGUGGUUAUCAUAGUGUUCAUCUGCGGAUACAGCGGUCUGGUUGCGUUUGCGAAGUAUCAUGAUUGUGACCCACUGGACUCCAAGUUGGCUUUAGCUAAAGAUCAGUUAUUACCGUUGCUCGUCAUGGAUGUUAUGGCUGAAUGGAAUGGGAUGCCUGGGAUAUUUGUUGCUGGUGUUUUCAGUGCAGCCUUAAGUUCUUUAUCUACGGGACUGAAUUCCAUGGCCGCAGUGGUUCUAGAAGAUUUUUGGAAGCCAUUUUUCAAAAAAUUGACACCAAUGCAAACACAAAUUUUGGUUCGUUCUGUUGUGGUUAUAUUCGGAGUUAUUUGUGUAGGGCUGGUGUUCGUAGUGGAAAAAUUAGGAUCAGUUUUGCAAUUAACAAUGAGCCUCUCAUCCGCAUCCAUGGGACCACUGGCUGGAAUAUUCCUUAUGGGACUAUUUCUACCAUUUAUUGAUGCAACGAGUGCAUUAAGCGGCGGUUUAAUUGGUCUUAUGUCAGCUUGGUGGGUUGUAGCUCAGUCGCAAUUGGCUCAGGCCAAAGGAUUACUAACGUUUGUAGAGAAAGAAAGGUUUACCCACAACUGCACGUAUGCAUUUGACCAUCCUGUGAACACCGUGGAUCUUUAUGAGAGCGACGUCACUUACUUGUAUAGAAUCUCGUACUUGUGGUUCACAGCGUUUGGUUGUACUAUAACUGUGAUAGUGGCAUGUUUGGUUAGCUUGAGAGAUUCUGCUAAAUUUAACGACGAUAGACGGCUAUUUGCUCCAGUACUAAGGAAGUGGAUUACAGAAAAAGAAAGGGUGCAGCAAAUGGAUUUAAAAAUUAUACCAAUUUAAUUUUUAAUAUACAAUAUUAUGAUAGUUAUUAAAGAAACUGGGAAAAUUCGUGUGAAUGAAAUUUUACUUAGUGGAGCCAAAAAGUCUUUCUAAUUAUUUUUUAUAAAUCAGUCUUCUCCCUUGCACUUAUACAUCGUAAAACCUUAUUCCUCAUGAUAAACUUGCUGUGUCCACUCUGAACAUGCCAGUCCUGCAAAAAAUAAAUAUUAUUCGUACACAAUACUUCCUCAUAAUGCAAAGCAAUUUUAUACCGUUUUGUUCGACUCAACUGUACUGAAAUCCAUACACUUUACUUUAGUAUGAUUUCAACAUGGACAACGUGCGGUUAUGUAUGGAGUGGCACUCCUAAUAUAAGAACUCGAGUCUAAGUGUAAACCUGGAUGUGUAUAAAAAAUAUUAGUCAAAUAUCAUGUUUUCGAUAUUUGUAUCGUUGGCAAUAUUAUCGGUAGAAAUAUUUUACAAAAACCUCGCCCAAAUUAUAGGCUCAUAAAAUGCAUGCUAAAUUAUAAAAAAAAUAAGACCAAA
Molecule: messenger RNA, 2241 nt
Organism: Manduca sexta (tobacco hornworm)
Lineage: Eukaryota; Metazoa; Arthropoda; Insecta; Lepidoptera; Sphingidae
Product: sodium-coupled monocarboxylate transporter 1
Exons: 13
Coding region: 1-1716 (571 amino acids)
Biological process (GO): transmembrane transport; sodium ion transport
Cellular component (GO): membrane
Molecular function (GO): symporter activity
Source: RefSeq, a predicted model, not a curated record